Molecule: messenger RNA, 9854 nt
Organism: Orcinus orca (killer whale)
Lineage: Eukaryota; Metazoa; Chordata; Mammalia; Artiodactyla; Delphinidae
Gene: MBNL3
Product: muscleblind like splicing regulator 3
Exons: 9
Coding region: 1213-2277 (354 amino acids)
Molecular function (GO): metal ion binding
Source: RefSeq, a predicted model, not a curated record
CCCGCUGUUCCCCGGCCCGCCGGCCGGCCCCGGGGAAGGGCCCCGAAGUAGUCGAGUAAAAGAAAAUCUUCUGGCCUCUGGGCCCGAAAGGAGGCUCGCCAAAGCACGGGGCGUGGGGGGAAGAGGGGAUCGGAGGGAUUGUCGCCUCCGUCCUGGAGUCCCCGUGUGCGUGUCUCUCGCUUGACAUUUUAUACCCCACCGCGGCCGACUCGGAGCCGGGUUGCCCGUCCCAGCCCUGAAGUUCUGUAGGUGGGGCGGGCUUUAAUUUGCUUAUAUCUAAUGAUUUCAGGAGCCUCGCUUUAAAAUGGCGGCAUUGAGUAUCCACCCCUGCUAGAGGCUCUCCCGGCACCGGGGCCACCUCGCGCAGCGCUGCUUUUGCUUCUGCCGCUAACAGAUGGCAUGUGCUGCUGUUGCUGCCGCUGCCCCCGCCGCUGCCGCUGAGAGCGGGACCCCUUAGGCUCUGGGUUCGCAGUAGCAGCCGAAGGUUUCUGGAAAGUGCCUUUUCUGAAAACUCUGCUGAUUGGAUUCCACUUUCGAGCUGCCUCUUUAUAAACCCCUCUCCCUACCACCAUCACUGCCACCUCUCCCCGCCCUGCCCCCGCAAAAAAAAACCCUGGUGUGCUUGUAGUUCAUUCUCAGCAACUCGUUCAUUCUUUUUUUCUUUGAUUCUCAAUUUUCAUAGUCAUUUUUCCUCCUCCCGAUUUUGCAGCAAAAAAAAAAAAAAAUUGCAGUUGUAACAUCCUAUUAAUCUUUAAAGCCAAGAGAUAGGUAAAAAAACUUUUCUCCCCUUGACUUGAGACCAUUCCACACAUUGACAGGCAGCCAGCAGCAUAUGCUUUUUGCGAGAAUAAUUGAAAAUAUCAACUGGAGAGCACAGAAUCCUUUUGAAACUCUGCCAGUUAUUUGAAGUAACUUCAGCAGAGGAAAAAAAUAAAGCACUCAAUAUCUUAACCUUGACGGCUGGCUUCUUAGGAGUUGGUCUCUAAUUUGAUUUUUAGUUAUUCUGAUACAAUUUUUAUUUUAUAGUGGGCUUUUUGUUUGACUAGACCACCAAAUUUGACUUAAAUGAAAACUUAAGUGCUAACAAAGAAACCUUUCACCAAAGCAACCAGUUGUCUCUUCACAUUUAGCUUGAAUUUAUUUUUAACCUUUCAACAACAGCAAUAAUAGUGUUGUAGAGAGGGUGCACUUGAUUUUAACUUUGCUUUCAAUAUGACGGCUGUCAAUGUUGCCCUGGUUCGUGAUACCAAGUGGCUGACUUUGGAAGUCUGUAGAGAAUUUCAGAGAGGAACCUGCUCUCGAGCUGAUGCAGAUUGCAAGUUUGCCCAUCCGCCAAGAGUUUGCCAUGUGGAAAAUGGUCGUGUGAUGGCUUGUUUUGAUUCUUUAAAGGGUCGGUGUGCUAGAGAGAACUGCAAGUACCUUCACCCUCCACCGCAUUUAAAAACGCAGCUGGAAAUUAAUGGACGGAACAAUCUGAUUCAACAAAAGACUGCUGCAGCCAUGUUUGCCCAGCAGAUGCAGUUUAUGCUCCAAAAUGGUCAAAUGCCAUCACUUACUUCUUUUCCUGUGACUCCAUCCCUGGCAGCUAAUCCUGCCAUGGCUUUCAAUCCCUACUUACCUCAUCCUGGGAUGGGCCUGGUCCCUGCCGAACUUUUACCAAAUGCACCUGUGCUGAUUUCUGGAAACCCGCCUCUCCCACUGCCAGGAGCUCCUGGUCCAAAACCGAUGCGUUCAGAUAAACUGGAGGUUUGCCGUGAAUUUCAGCGUGGAAAUUGUACCCGUGGUGAGAACGAUUGCCGCUAUGCUCACCCUACUGAUGUUUCCAUGAUUGAGGCAAGUGAUAAUACCGUGACCAUCUGCAUGGAUUAUAUCAAAGGUCGAUGCUCCCGGGAGAAAUGCAAGUAUUUUCAUCCUCCUGCGCACUUGCAAGCCAGACUCAAGGCAGCUCAUCACCAGAUGAACCAUUCAGCUGCCACUGCCAUGGCCCUGCAGCCCGGUGCACUUCAACUGAUACCAAAGAGAUCAGCACUUGAAAAGACCAAUGGUGCCACCCCGGUCUUUAAUCCCAGUGUUUUCCACUGCCAGCAGGCUCUGGCUAACCUGCAACUCCCGCAGCCGGCAUUUAUCCCUGCAGGGCCAAUACUGUGCAUGGUACCUGCUUCAAGUAUUGUGCCCAUGAUGCACGGUGCUACACCUACCACUGUGUCUGCAGCAACACCACCUGCCACCAGCGUUCCCUUCGCUGCAACAGCUACAAUCAAUCAGUUGAAAUUCUGAACAACAGAGUUAUGGAGUAUCAGAAUCUCUCCGUGAGAACCUCCAUAUGGCCUUUCUAUGUAUAUUCACGUAUGUCCUCUUCUACCAACACAACAAUAAGCAUGGUGCAGUCAAUAUAUUAAACAAAACAAACAUACCAACCAACAAAUUCGAAUAAAAAACAAAGCAUCAAACAAUCAAUGGAGAUGUUAAAACACCAACAGAAAACUAACAACUACCAUCUGUCUAUCUUAUUUGAAUUAUUAGGUAGAACAGCAUAACAUUUUGUAAUUUAUCACACUAUUCUUUGUGAUUUUCCAAUAACCAUUAUGCUGAGUGAAUCUCUACAGUGGACUGCUGGCUUAUUGUGCAUUCUUGGUGGAUAAAUGUUCAGUCUGUUUGGAAGUGUUACCUUACCAUUUUGUUUACACAGUAGUCUGUUGGUUUGAUUCAGGAUGUAACAAAUAUAUCCAAUACCAUUUUCCCCAUUACUGUAUUGCAUUGUAUUGUAUUGUGGUGUGUUGUGUUAGGUUUUUACAUACUAUAGUGUUUUGCUGUAAUGUGUGGUGUUUGAUUUUAACUAAAAUGCUAUUAAUGGGAAACAGAAACACAUGUGCUUGAAAAACAUGAUAGGUUAAUGUUGAUAUGCUCUCUCUCUCUAGAAUAUUUCUGUAGUUUUCUGGAGGCAGACGUUUAAAAGGCCUCACUUUUGAGUGUGUCCAAAACCUGUUCAUAAACGUGCACGUGUAUAAUUUGUACCUGUAGAUCUGACCUUGCAUAGUACAAUCACAUUACUGGAUUUUUUUUGUGAGAGAGAAAUAAUUACCUGAAAAUAACAGGGAACUUCUUAAAACAUUAACCCGAAUUUCACUCCUUAAGUAGAUUGAAAAACUAGAAUUUACCUUUAAGUGAAUUUCUCAGCGUAUAUACUAAAAAUUAUGUAAAGUGCCCAUUACAUUUUUUGUGGCUCAAGGAUCCUGUCUUCUAGGUUGAGUGUCUAAAACGGAGCCAUUUGUCAUUUUCAGCUGAAAAAUUGGUUCUUGGAAGCUUAAAGGUAUUCUAAUGACAGGUUAUAAAUUAAGCAGAGAGAGGGGGGCUUGGAGCUAGUUUUUACAUAUUGGAGGAAAGUGUGUAAAAACCAUUGCAAUGUAACCUUUGAUACAAGUGCCACUUUCUGAAUGCAAAUGGCUCACGCUCUUUAGACUACUCUUUGAAUAAUAAGUAAGAUGCAGUCUGGAAAAGUCAGUCAGGGUGAAGGAGAAUUGGUUCCAAGUGAGGCCUUUCCUCCCCAAAUGGACAGUCUCUUCUGUUCAUCACAGCUGGAAUCUGAGUAUAGAUUUGGAGAAAUGGCGGGACUGGGGAGGGAGGGAGGGAGCCAUUUGAAAUUACUCUUCGAUUUAUUUAAAAGUUCUAAGAAGGAUGUCCACAGUUGUCUUUAGCCUCAGUUCAGCUGAGUUUCCAGUUUUGUUAAACAUUUCAGUGAAGGAGCAAGUGCCUGUGAUAUGUUAAGUGUUGCCCUUCCCAAACUUUAUUAACAGCAGAAUCUCUCAUAUCAUAACCAAGCCUCUUUUUUUGUUUGUUUGGAUUUCUUUGUUUUUAUAUGUUUUGAAAAUCAUAAUAGAGACGAAUAGAGAGGUUUGUAACACCCUUUGGAUGAGACAGAGUGGCUACACUCCACAGAGCUGACCUGAAUUCACAUUACUAAUACUUUUGAAAUAAUUGUAUAACCAAGUAAAAUAGCAAUUAAUUCCCAUGGUAUGUCACAUACUUCUUCCACCCUACUCAGUAAUUAAAGUUACUAUUAUUAAUCAGUGGUAGAACCAUAUGAUAGUUUGCAUUGAUUUAGAUAGAUUUAAUAUUUUCUACUAAAUAUGUGUUCUCUCACUGGAAAGUAUAAAAUCAUCAAAUUUGAUGUUCAUACCAAGUUUAUUUUUCUCCUUCAUGAAAAUGACAAGCAAAGGGAAAAUCUGAUUUAGGAUACCUUAAGCCGGCUAGUAGUGUUUGAAUCACAGAACAGUGGAACUGGCAAAACCUUUUCACAGCCAGGGCAUGUGAUUCACCCAGGGCUGCCUAACUACUUGGUAGCAGCUGGACCCAGAAAUAUCUCCUGACUCCUGGUUGUUCACCUUUUUCACAUUGUUUGUGCUUCAGAACAUUUGAGACUCCAUCCCAAAGCAGAUCAUUUUGGCUCAGAAUACAAAAGAGCAAAAUUAACUCCUCAGUAGCUGAUAUCCUGUUGAUCUUAAUUAUCAAUCCAAAUCAUGAUCAUCAGGGAUUUCUAAAUGGUCUUGCUUGUACUGAGCCAUUGUCAUCUGCUAACAGUAUUGUCUGGAGUUAGAGAGCAAGAGGUGUCUUGACUUUUACCUUUUGGUCCUUUGAACUACUUAAUUUCUGUUUCCCAAAAUCUUGACAUUGCUAGAGAAGAAAGUAGAAUAUGCCUUUGUGAAAUUACUUGUGUUUGGAACUGAGUUUUGUAAAACCUGUGCUGGUGCCUCUCAGGAAGGGCAGAUUUGAUCACAUGAAUCCAGGAGGGAUGCACCUGAGCUACUCUAGAUAUAUUCCUUAAAAGAGAGACAUUUUCAGUGUGAAAUGAACUUUUUUGUCAUUUCACAUUUUGAUACAGCAUACUGUCUCACUUAACUUUUUAAACUUCUGACAAAGAUGUACAUGGACAGUAAACCUAGAGUACAGCUGUUUGCAUGUUGCCUUAAGCACUGGAAGAUAUGAAUAAUGAUGUAUUUUUUAGUAAGAGGUUCAGUGAGAGAUAUUCAGGGUAGUGGUAUUUUUGGUGCAACAAUUUUUGAUAUUGUUGGCAUUUUAAAAGUUGCUUUGUGAGUGAAUUUAAAGAAAGAAAACUCAAAGCACUAAGGUUUUGAUCAGAGGUGAAAGAAUUUUGACAAAAAUGCAAUUUUAAGAUAGCACUCUUUAACUAGUUGUGCAAUGACUUAUUCAAGUGAUCUUUAUUCAAGAAAAGAAAAGAAGUCAUUAGACUAUAAAUUUCUGGUGAAAAAGACAAGUCACAAAACUAAUCAGUGACUCUAAACAACAAUUUACUGGAUGGACUGUAUAUAUAAAAUUCUAAUCACUUGUGAUUCUUAGUUAACAUUUUAUAAGCUUUUUAAUUUACAAGGGCCUCUUUUUAUUUAUCCAAAAUUAUUGUUUUUGUCCAUUCCUCUCAGCCUUUUGCAAAAAUACGCAAGCGUGCUGAAACUUGGAUAAAACAGGUCAUGUAUACAGAGAAAAUAAUCUAAAGGUUUUCUUUUAAGAGGGUUUUAGUAGUGUCAGAUUUUUUAAAGCACUAUGUGACCACAACAUAAGUAUAUUCUAAAGAGGAUUAAGAAACUUAAAUUAAAUGGAUUCAUAAAAUCCGUGCAGUAUUUGCUUUUGCAAUUGGAGCAUGAUUCCUCAACUAGCUGUCGCAUUUCAUUGCAUUUGUCUAAAUUAGAGUCUUUAAUUUGUAGUUAAUCAUGAUAUGAAAAGCUAUCCUCUCCCUAUUCCAUCAGUCUUUGCCAUCCAUUUCUGAACACGCUAAAGCACUUUGAUCUUGCCAUAAGUGUUGUCCUCCACCACUAGGCUGUGUUCACUAAUGGGCAGCCUCAGCUCACCAGCUCUCCAAUGGGGGCAAAGCAAGUACCUCCUCCUUACCAUCAGCAGGAACCAAAUAAAAUUAAUCUUUACAACAUGAAUCUCUUUUUCAUGGCAUGACCAGUAAGCACAGUGAUGUCUGAUUAAGGACAGCAUUGACAUCAAAUUUUAUUAAAUAGUACGUAGGGAAGGCCUGUGUGCUACUUGGAAUGUUAUUUGGUCCUUCCUCCACUCCUUUGGAGAGUACAUGAGGAUGCUCUUAGGUAAAAUGCAGCCACACGUUUUCAAGUUAUUUCAGUCUGUAGGGUAGGCUGUGAUGCACAGAACGAAUUGAAACUGGAAUCUUCUUUCUUUGAUCUCUUCUACAUUUCACACACUUUGAAAUAGAAAUAGGGAAAUAUGAUUGAGGGAAAUAUGAUUUCCCAAUUCUGUUGAAUAGAUUUAGGAAGAUAGUGGCCUCAUUUUUAAUUUUACCAGUGCCUGUCAAAGGCAAUAGAAUAAACACUAUGUAAAAGAGUAUGACAAGUUUUUUUGCAAGUUUAGUUGACAGCCUAAUCAAACUGUAAAUAUAAUGACAAAUAGAGGUUCUGGGCACCAACUCACUAACUGGUGCCACGUUUUCAUUUUUCUUAUUACUUUUUAAAGUUUUUAUUUUAUUCCCUUUUCAUAUCUUUAAGUAUCAUUAGUAUGAAUUUAAUUUUGAAGGAGAGUUAGAGAAGCUUUAAGAUUUUACUACAGGCAUUCAACCCGCCUAGAUAGGUCCUCAACUGACACUGAAAAACAACAAGGUAUAGAGUAUAGUUCAUAACUAUUCCUUACAGUUCACAGUUGAAGAACAAACUUAACUUUAUAUACAAAUAAUAAUUUUUAACUAAUUGUAUUUAGUUGUUGCUUUAGCAACAAACCUACAACAUGGCUACCUUUAGACAUUUUUUUGUGCGUGAAAAUUUUACUUGUAAACUCUGUGGUUUUUGACAGUGUGAGCAUGUAGCAGAUACAGCUCAAAGCUCAGAAAUAGAUAUGGUGGAUUUUUCUUUUUAAUCCAAAUUCCCAUGUGAAAACUGAAUUUGUGUCCUUGUGUGACUUUUUUGAGCAAAAAGUUUACAACAUCUGGAUUCUAGAAUCAGGCUUUAGAGCUGAUAGAAUUUGUUGUGUGGAUAGGGUUAUUCCACAGUAUUUAGACUCCAAAACACAAUCGUAUUUAUAAUAUGCCCCGAUCUCUUUCCAUAACCUUACUUAUUCAGAAUCAUUCUAUUCAAGUGGCAUAGCUGUAGCUACAAAAAUUCUCUUUUACAAAUCUAUCCAAAUGAGGGUUAAAGAAUGACAAAAGCACAGAUUAAAUUAAUUCAUCUUUGUGAAACCAUCCAUACAGAUACUGUGGAAUGACCCCAUAACAGUGUUGAAGAGACAUAUGCUGCAGUUAACUGAUGGUCUCAGUUAGGGUGCGAACGUGUGAGACACACCUUUUUUGCACUUAUGUACAUAGUCCAUGAGAGCGAUCCUUGGAGCUUUUUUUUUUUUUUGAUAUAAGAAGUCUGUGAUAAUAGUGGAAAAGUUAGUAAGAGAGAGUUAUUUCUAAGGCUUUGAGAAGAAGGGUUUGUUUUUUUUUUGCUACAAGACUUAACUAAAACAUGAUGUUGCUUUGCUGUUGUGGAGGCUUUCUAGUUUGCUAGGGCUCGUCAUAAGACAAGACUGGUUACAGUUUAACACGUCAACUUGAGCUAACGGCACUAAACAAAAGUUAAGGUACUUCAGCUUUUAGCAAGAUUGCUAGCAGAGAUCGUUUGUUUUUAAAUUAAUCCUCACUGUAAACACACACACACACACACACACACACACACACACAGGCAGCAGGUUUCUGGCUGAGGUCUUUUUUCAAUGGUUGCAAGGAGUUGUAAAUUGCAAGAUGGAUAUUCCCAUUCUGAUCUACAUAGAUUUCAUCUUUCACAGAAAAUGGUCGAUUGAGAUAUAUCGGUUACAUCGAUCAAUAUGUAUUUAAGUGACAAAUUGCUAACAUUUGCCACUAUUUCCCCUUCAAGAUCCAGAAGCCGAAACCAAAUUGGCAACUACUGAAAGGUGUAAUUGAACAGUUAAGUAUGGCCAGCACAGAGCAUUUCAUUCCCUUCAGCAAAGGAAAAAAUGCUUCUGGCACAAUUUUAGAAACGGCUGUUUUCUGACUUACCUUUACCAGAUGAGACAGCGCUUCACUGUGCCACUUCAGCCUCCUACUCUUUUAACGAAACAGAAGAGAACUAGCCGAAAUCUUGUGUACAUCAGAGCUGUAAAAGAAUGUUUCAAUCAGAUCACCUCUGCCAAUUUCAGCUCCCACAUCACCUACAGAUCACCAUUUAUCUUUUUGUUGCCUCCAGGCGAUGAGGCCUAGAAAAGGUCGAGGUUAGAAAGGUUUAAGGAUAGAUCACCAUGAGGGCUUUGAGUCCUUCCCAUCUUGAGGCCUGUUGUCCUUGCCCUGGAGAAGGAGCCCAUCUUGGGAUUGAGGGAGUUGUUAUUACUAUUGCUACCCAUUUUGAUAGUUCUCACUUACAGAGACAGGAAAAUAAGCCAAAGCCAGAAAGCAAUCCAAGCCUUACAGUUGUCCAAUAGCUCAGGGCCAGUUGGUUAGAAAUGUCCUUUCCCCCCCCCCCUUGAGCCCAUAACCACAUAGAGUCAGCCAUACAGCUAACAGCCUGACCAUCUGACCCGUAUUUCCAUUGAUAGAAAAUGUAAGCAUUCACUCCUUCUGUAGUUAGGAACUCCAACUUUAACCUUAUCACCAACAUAUUUCCCCAACUUAACCCAUGUUCUUGUGUUGACAUUUCCUUGUGAAACUAUAAGCCACACGAAUAUAUUUUCAUAAGGUCAAUAGAAAUAUAGUAAGAUUUUAAGUCAGGCAGAAUCACCUAUGAAAUAGUAAGAAUGAACCUAGAAGCAUCACAAAAGAUAACCAGUUAAUUGAUGGCAUGUGGUACAUACUGACAGCCACUAUGUCACACUCUUUGGAGCUUAAACACAGUGCUGUCUUUUAAGUAAGUAAAAUUAGAGAAUGAAAGGACCUCUAUUAUUAAGCCCAGGAAAGGAUUUAGUUUGACUAAUUCAGUUUCCAGCCCCUCCACUUGUUCUUUCCUGAAAGAGAACCACCCAUCAAUACUCCAGAGCAGGGUUAUUCCAGAGGAAUUUUAUCUUUAAAUAGAACCCAUCCUCAAUUAUAGCAUAUCACUGUGAAAUAAGUCACAGGUAUAUCAUUAUUACUUUAAUUUUUAAAAAAAACCCUGUAACAAGACCUAAAAGUAACCCAACUUUAAGCAGUGCUCUUUUCUCCCCAAACACACAACCUACAACAUUGAUCUGUCACAGAACUGCAUGAUUCCAAAGCUUUAUUCCGGUAUACAGAUGCUGUUUGUUAAUGAUGGAAACCAAAUUAUUUUCUUGCUGUGUCUUUUGUGUCUAGCAGUUGAGAGAAUUACAUGACCAUUAUAUCAUUGGACUCUGGGAUUGCCCUUUUCAAAAUAAGUUUCCUUUUAUUAUUGUUGUUGCUUUAAUUAUUAGAAAAUGAACAAUUUGUGACAUGCCCCCAAAUUACAAUAAUUUAAAUAAGUUUUCUUUAAAAGAGGCUCCAAAAUAUACUCUUUUAAAGGGCUAAUUUUAUGCAUUUGUAUAACAACAAUCCAGUAUAAUGCAGAAAAUGGAAGCACAUAUUUUGGGCAGAAAAAUGCCAAUUUAAAAAUACUUAUCAAUAAGAAAAUUAUUAGCCCUGUGCAACACUUAUAGAUUUAAAUAAUGAUCACUGUAUUUAAUAAAUGUAAACUGUUCCCAUAAUGUUUUGCCUCCAAAAUGCAAUAGCUCAUUCCCUCAACUGCUAUCAAUAGGGCAGAUGCUUUGAUUUUGGGGUGUUUUUUCCCCAAGUUAUAGUGCUGUACUGCUUGUUUGUGUUUAGAAGUGUGCAUUAUGGAAUUCAUUUUAGUAUGCUAUUUCUAUGUUGUUUAUUUUUUGUUCUUUCAAUAAAAUGUGUAAAUUUC